Lates calcarifer (barramundi perch) is the source of this 3823-nucleotide messenger RNA. Its product is annotated as cadherin-20-like. Gene Ontology annotation, biological process: adherens junction organization; homophilic cell-cell adhesion; cell morphogenesis. NCBI's taxonomy places the organism in Eukaryota, Metazoa, Chordata, Actinopteri, Centropomidae. The record is from RefSeq and is a predicted model, not a curated record. Gene Ontology annotation, molecular function: cadherin binding; calcium ion binding. Gene Ontology annotation, cellular component: catenin complex; adherens junction; plasma membrane.
AAGCAGCCAGAAAGGAGGGAGCCAGGAAACAACUGCACUCGUGAGGAAAGUCUUUUGAAAUACUACUCUGCGCUUCACAAUGGAGACCAAUUGCAUCUUCCAGCAAUUGCCAGUACCUUGCUCCCCGUGGCCCUCUGCAUUUUGACCCUCCUGCCUCACGGCCUUGUGGGUAAGCCCACAGAGGAGGACAGCUCAGCGCUGCUCCAGAGGGUGAAGCGAGGCUGGGUGUGGAACCAGUUCUUUGUCCUGGAGGAGUACACCGGACUGGAACCACUCUAUAUCGGAAAGCUUCACUCAGACAUGGAUAAAGGCGACGGCUCCAUUAAAUACAUCCUGACGGGCGAGGGCGCGGGCUCCACCUUCACCAUCGAUGACAGCACAGGGGACAUCCACGCCAUCCAGAGGCUGGACCGGGAGGUCAAGGCCCAGUAUGUCCUCCGCGCCCAGGCCCGCAACCGCCUGACGGACAGGCCUCUGGAGCCAGAGUCCGAGUUCAUCGUCAAGAUCCAGGACAUCAAUGACAACGAGCCGAGGUUCCUUGACGGACCCUACCAGGCGACUGUACCAGAAAUGUCCAAAAUAGGAACAUCUGUGAUCCAGCUGACCGCCACGGAUGCAGACGACCCCACAUACGGCAACAGUGCUCGUGUGGUCUACAGCAUCCUGGAGGGCCAGCCUUACUUCUCCGUGGACGCCAAGACCGGCGUGGUCCGUGUGUCCCUGGCAGACAUGGACCGGGAGACCAGGGAAAAUUACACAGUGGUCAUUCAGGCUAAGGACAUGGGCGGCCAGCUGGGGGGGCUCGCCGGGACCACCACCAUCAACAUUACGCUCGGUGACGUCAACGACAACCCGCCCAUGUUUGACCAGAGGUUGUACCAAAUGAGUGUCCCUGAGUCGGCGCCGGUGGGUUCAGUGGUGGGUCGCAUCUGGGCAAAGGACAGGGACAUCGGGGUCAACGCCGAGAUGAAGUACAGUAUCAUUGACGGGGAUGGACGAGACACCUUUGACAUAAGCACCGAUCCUACUAACCUAUUUGGCAUCAUCACGGUGAAAAAGCCACUGAACUUUGAGAACAAACCCAGUUACACCCUGAAGGUGGAGGGUGCCAACACUCACCUGGACCCAGCCUUCCGCCACCGUGGGCCCUUCAAGGACGUCACCAUCGUGCACGUGAGUGUGGAGGACGUGGACGAGCCGCCGCUGUUCGACCUGCCGGCGUACUACGUCGAGCUGCCAGAGGACGCUGAGAUCGGGACCCUGGUGAAGACGGUGUCGGCGAGGGAUCCAGAUGCUGCCAACAACACAGUGAGGUAUUCCAUCGAGAGGUCCAGCGACCCUGACAAGUACUUCUACAUCGAGAUCACUUCCGGGUCGCUGAUGACGGUGCGUUCACUGGACCGGGAGGAGAUCGGCUGGCACAACAUCACCAUCCUCGCCAUGGAGAUGAAUAACCCGACACAGAUCUCAAGUGUGUCGGUGGCUGUGAAGGUCCUGGAUGUGAACGAUAAUCCUCCCCUGCUGACGCACUAUUUGGAGGCUUAUGUGUGUGAAAACGCCAAAGCUGGACAGCUGAUCCAGACAGUGACAGCGGUGGAUCCAGACGAGCCUCUGGGUGGACAACACUUCUACUACAGCCUGGCGCCAGAGGCCGCCAACAACCCCAACUUCACCCUGAGAGACAACCAAGACAACACGGCGUGGAUCCUGACUCGCCGCGGAGGCUGGUCGCAGCAGGACCAGACUGUCUUCUACUUGCCCAUCUUCAUCUCCGACGGUGAGCAGCCGGUCCAGACUAGCACCAGCACGCUGACCAUCCGGGUGUGCAGCUGCGACCACGAGGGCAACGUCAUGUCGUGCAACGCCGAGGCCUACAGCCUGCCCGCCAGCCUCAGCAGAGGGGCCCUCAUCGCCAUCCUGGCCUGUAUCUUCGUCCUGUUGGUUUGUAUUUUUUCUUUACAACAGUGAAUGAUUCUGCUCAUGCUCUCCCUGCGGACUCAUCGUAAGAAGCCCUAUCUGUGCGACGAGGAGGAGAACGUUCACGAGAACAUUGUGCGCUACGACGACGAGGGCGGCGGCGAGGAGGACACAGAGGCCUUCGACAUCGCCGCCAUGUGGAACCCACGGGAGGCUCACCACCACCUGGGCAAGAUGAGACAGGACAUGCUGCCAGAGAUCGAGAGCCUGUCUCGCUACGUCCCCCAAGCCUGCGUGAUGGGUGGCGGCGGCGGGGACAGCAACGUGCACGGAUACGUGCUGGCGAAGCUCCUGGAGGCCGACAUGGACCCGUGUGCCCCGCCGUACGACUCCCUGCAGACCUACGCCUACGAGGGCGAGGGCUCGGUCGCCGAGUCGCUCAGCUCACUCCAGUCAGGGACCUCGAACACCGACCACGAGUACGACUAUCUCAACGACUGGGGGCCUCGGUUCAAAAAACUCGCCGAGAUGUACGGCGUGCUGGAGACAAACAGUCCUCCGAUGUGGUAGAACUCCUGAAACCUUUGCCUUUUUAAUCUUGAGCUACGCCGACACAAAAAUUUGACACAAAAACACAUCUGAGAAGCGACACGAACGGACAAAAACGUGUGCGAGGAAGACACGAUAAAGCCAGGAUGUGCUCGCGUCCACAUCUGUGACUGUUAGCACUUGAAUUCCUGCCGAAGCCUCGAUUCUCCACAGCCUUGGAGGCCUGAGAUGCCCCCAGCAGCAGCAGUGUGAGCUGGUUUUUAAAUCUCCCCCCAGAGAUGGGGCUUGGAUUGGCGGCCUCAUGGGGGGCUACCGCAAAAAAGGAACAGCUUCAAAGCACAUGUUAACUCCUGCCUGACCCAGCCACAGGCAGAGCCCCCUUUGGUUCAAAGUGUUUUUUUGCCAGAGAUGAAAAACAAAGAGGGGGCCGGGACUAUUUAACUCACAGCAGCACGGGGAGACAAACUCUGAAAUGCUAAUCCACUGCUCUGAGUUUGUGCUUUUAUACACGACAACUCCAGAGGAAAGAAAUCGAAGAGUCAUCGCUGAAAAUCGGAGGCGUGUUCCUUGUUUUUCCUUUCAUCUGUGGGCAGGUCUUAAUUUAUUUCUUCGUUCAACGUGCUGUAAUUUAUAUUUUUUGCUAACUUAUUUGGGUACUUUAAAAAACCGACACUGUACUUAAACUGCCGCACACAUAUUUGUUGUAACAUGAUGAUGUAAACUGCCCUUGUUUUCAGUCUAUGUGCAAAAAAAAAAAAAAAAUCUCCAAGGAGAUAGCGAUGCUGUAAUCCCAUGUGGGGAUUUCCAGGUUUAUUGUAUUAUCAUUUUUGUAUGUUUUUUUAAGCUCUUUGUAUUGUAACUCCCAAAAAACACGAAGCAGUUCAUGAGGAGACGAGGGAAGCCAUCCCCAUCCACCAACCACCCCACCCGUACGUGGAGGAGCACACGACCGAGUCGCCUUUCAUUUUGGAUCCACCACCGUGCCAACAAGAGUCCGACGGCUAGUCGAGGCUUGAUCUGUCCCGUUAAGUGUUGUUUUUCCUGCCGCCACACAAAAUGUGGCUUAAAUCCUCCAAUCCUGUGGACUUACAGAGACGUUGAUAAUCUGCAUUAAGUGCCAAAUGUAAAAAGGACAGCAACAACAACAAAAAAAGAAAAAGUUGGGGGAAAAAAACGUGCUAAACACAAACACCAAAAGACAAAAAAAAAGGAUUUUACAAACUGGGAAGGUACAUUUUGAUAAUUCGACCGGGUGGAGUUUACUUGAAAUCUAUGUGGUCAGUCAUGCUACAGUAAAGUGGUAUGUGAAUGUAGAUAUUUUUUGUAUUCUUGGUAAUAAAAAAAAGCUAAAAAAUGA